AUGGAGGCGCUUCGGAAGAAAGUGUACAACAUUGUGAAUGUGGACCCAAAUGAGUAUGAGAUAACUAUGAAAGUUAUAUAUGAAGCAAUGAAAACUGCAUGGCCGGCAGAGAUAGCUGAUGAUGAUGACGUGAGAUCUUUUAUUUUUGAAAGUCUUUCAAGUUCCUACAAGAUUCCAUUGUGCAUUACAUUGAAGGGUAAAAUAAGCAAUCAACAAGCUCCAUCGGUUGACGUCGGACAAGAAUCAAUGCCAGUGGACCUCAACGUGAGUACUCAAGUUGUUUUAGAAGAUAAUCAUGAUUCAGAAAAUGACUUGGGAAACAAAGAAUUUAAGGACUCUGAAUCUGAAGUGGAAAACAAUAGAACAAAGCUAGAUAAGUUGCAUUGUGAGAACAUGCAAUGUGAGGAUCUGGCAUAUGUAGAGGCUGAUAAUAUAUUCCAAGAUAAUGCUGAAUUCAAUGAAUUGUGUGGUGUGGGGUGUAAUGACGUACCAGCUAUCAGUGUGCAGUUUGAUGAACCCAACUCUGACAAACCAAAUUCUCUUGAGUAUUCAAGAAUGAAAAUACUUCAAAAGGGGUUCUGUGAUUUUCAAGGUGAGGCAGCCAAAAUGGAUUCACAUGUGAUAGAAUGGGCUGAUAAGUUGGUGCAAGAAAACAACACAAAAAUGUUAUCAUUGCAGGAUAUGGUGGCUGAGAUUGCUAUGAAAUGGACCAAAGUUCUGAGAACUGGAGCUCUUGGGUAA
Messenger RNA from Prunus armeniaca (apricot), 741 nucleotides. Lineage: Eukaryota; Viridiplantae; Streptophyta; Magnoliopsida; Rosales; Rosaceae. The record is from the annotation of a GenBank genome assembly.